Molecule: messenger RNA, 4598 nt
Organism: Chelonus insularis
Lineage: Eukaryota; Metazoa; Arthropoda; Insecta; Hymenoptera; Braconidae
Gene: dally
Product: division abnormally delayed protein
Exons: 8
Coding region: 364-2235 (623 amino acids)
Biological process (GO): cell migration; positive regulation of canonical Wnt signaling pathway; regulation of protein localization to membrane
Cellular component (GO): extracellular region; cell surface; plasma membrane
Source: RefSeq, a predicted model, not a curated record
CAGUCUACCGGUACUUGCAAUAAUUGCAAGUGUGUCGAGAAGACGGGAGACACGAUACAUUCGUUCGUCGUUUCGUGUCUUUGUUUCGGUUGGUGAAUUAUUCGCGUUUUAUCUUUUUAUUGUCUAAAUGCAUAUAUGUUAAAUGUUUGUGUAUAACGUAUUAAGAUAUUCCCGGCAAAUAAGUGUCGCUGCGAAUUUGUCGAUUCAAAUACGCCGGUUAUGUCGAUUAAAUGUGUAAUUUUAGUAAAUUACUGUCGAAAUAUCUUUUGACAAAGUUAUUUUAUUUAUAAAAUAAAGUAAACAUCAUUACAGUGAAGGUGGAGUAAUAGUUGAUUUUGAACAAGUGUCAACAAAAUAUAAAAAAUGAAAGUGAUCUGCUUAACAAUUGUGUUUUUAUACCUGAUUGGCGGUGUCGUUUCGCGUUCCACUAGAUCUACAAGACGACACGGAGGUGGAGGUGGCGACACUCCAGGAAACUGCGAAUCAGUUAGACCCUUUUUUGAGCGUAAAAAUAUCACAGUUGAUUUCACAACAACGUUUCUCCCCAGCGACAUUUCGUUGACGACAUGCAAGGGCCACUGUUGCAGCCAACAGACUGAAGAUCAACUGCGACAACAAGCAAGAGCAGACUUUCAUAGUCUGAUACACCACCACAGCAGAACUUUGCAAGGUUUACUUGCCACGACAGCAGAUGCUUUGAGGGAGGCAGUAACUUCUCUGGCACGUCAGUCUGAAAAUAAGACACUGAUCCUGUUUGAGCAAGUCUACAGAUCAAUGUCAUUGCAAAGCAGACCGUCCAUCAAUGCUUUGUAUCAAGCAAUGGUAGACUAUGUGUCACCCAGCAAUACUCCAGACACUCUUCAGCAACUAUUGAGUCGUGAAAUGCUUCAAGAACGUUUCAUUGAAUUUUUCACAAAGCUUUUUCCUAUUGCUUAUCAUCACGCAGUAAAUCCACAUGAACAAGACUUCACUGAAAAAUUCAAGAAAUGUUUGUAUGAGGCAAUGGAUGAGAUUCAACCUUUUGGAGACAUACCUAAGCAAAUAUCACAAUCGGUGAGCAAAAGUCUUGAGGCUGCUCGUGUGCUUGUUCAAGCUCUUACUCUUGGCAAAACUGUCAUGGACCAGACAGACAGUGUACUUUUUUCUGGAACCAGUCCCCAUCAAACUGCUUGCUAUGAGGCACUACUCAGAAUGACGUAUUGUCCCAAGUGCUCUGGACAUGGCUCUUCAAUCCAACCCUGCGGGGGUCUCUGUACCAAUGUUAUGAGAGGAUGCUUGACAGAGCCAGCAUCUGAAUUGGAUCUAGCUUGGUCUGGAUAUGUCGACACCGUAGAUCGUCUGGUGGUUGCUGUUGAUGGUCGUGAUGAAUCUGGUUUAGAUGCUGAAAGAGCAAUACGACAGUUAGACACUCGUAUAUCUGAUGCUAUUAUGCAUGCAAUGGAAAAUGGUCCAGCACUUGACGAGAAGGUAAGGAGUGUGUGUGGUCGAUCGGAGUUGCAAUUGGGUAAGACAUCAGGUGAAUCAGGGAUCUCGUUUAGUGGUCGAUCGGCAUCAUCAUCAUCUUCUUCUCCAAGUCUUGAAGCAAGACUUGCUGCUGCUGCAGCACAUCCCGGAGCGCAGGCGCACCGGUCAGUGCCCACGCAGUUGCACACGCAGUUUGGCAACUUUUUGGCGAGUGUUGUAAGGUCGCGGACCUUUUAUGGAACCCUUGCUGAUGCUAUAUGUGAGGAAUAUCCUGAUCGUCAUUGCUGGAAUGGUGAAAGAGUUGGAGAAUACACCAAAACAGUCGUGGAUUCAAGUUUAACAGCUCAGCGAUAUAAUCCCGAGUUUACAUUACCCAGUGGACAGACAGGAACGCCUCCUUAUGGGAAUUCAAAUACCAGUGUUCUCAUCGAUCAAUUGAGACAUAUAAAUCAAGUGAUCCAGUCACAGUUGGCAUCAACGUCUGAUAGUGGAAUUUGGUUGGCUGACGAAGCACUCGAUGGUUCUGGAAGUGGCGCACGACCAGGUCGGAAUAGAAAGCCUGGAAUGGUUGAGAAUGAUGAUGAAGAUGAAGAUGGACGUGAUGAUGUUGAAGGCUCUGGUUCGGGAUCGGGUCCUUCAGCAAUAGAUCCUGACAUUGACACUAACAACGUUGACGGAGUUGCUCCAAAACAAGCAUCAGGAAGCAUACCGAUGACUAGAAUGAAUUCUUUGCUACUUGUAGGUCUUCUUUGGUUGGUCUGUGGUGCUUAAAGUGAUGGACGACAAUUGUGUAUACAGUAGCGCAGGGAAACGAGGAUGCUUUCAAUGAACGGGUGACAGAAAUGAGACGAGCAAGAGACAACGAUGGAUCCAACUGAUGAAGGACUUGGGAAUUUUUAUGAAAGAAUAAAUAGCAAGAGAGACAGCUAAAAGAUAAACGAUGAAAGUAAUCGCUUACUGCCCCAUCGUGUGUAGAUAAUAUAAUAUUCUUUUAGAUGCUUACGUGCAAGUCUCUCGUUUUCCCACUUCACGAUGCCCAUCAUUCAGUAUCUUUUUGACUAUUACUAUAACAUAUACCCAGCAUUCGUCGGGUGAUAUAACAUAUGCCAUAUUUCAAAGUUAACUGCCAAAAUGUCAAUCGCGUGUCCAAGUAGCUUUUUCCCUUUUUAUUUAUUAUUAGUUUUUUUUUUUUUAUUCAUCAAUUUAUAAAUUUCACUUCUUGUCGUUUGACCUUCUUGUUCUUUAAUCUCACUGCGGGACGCGCGAAAGCAUUAACAGCUGCAAGACGAAAAAGGCCGGCGUCGUUACAUUAAAUUCUUAUUUUUCUCAUCAUCAAAAUAACAUGAAAACUGAUAAUAAUAAGGUAAAGACAAGGAAAAAUAAGAAUUGAAUGUUAAAUAUUUCAAAAACUGAAUUUGCUGUAGGUAAUUUUAAAUAUUUUAUGACAUGAUAAUUAACGGCAAUUUUCAUUAUUGUUUUUGUUGGAUGUUGUGAAAGUUGAAAUAAAUUUUUGGAAAGAUGCCUGAUAGUUAUUUGAGUGCGGCGUGCCGGCGCGUCGGCCUACGCAUAUUAGCCUUUUUCUAUUGUAUUUUAUUCAACUGUAUUAACAACGAUAUUUUAUUAUAAUAUAUUUUGUAAAUUAAUAAUCAUUUUGAUAAAAACCGUGCCUUUUAUAAAAUGUAAACCGGUGUGCCGCGCGUCAUUAUAGCUUUUUUAGAAUUAAAAAUUAUACAAAUAUAAUACAAUUGUACAGAGCAAUCUUUGCUAAAAAAAAAUGUAUGUCUGUUAUUGAAUGUAUGCGUAGUAGAUUACACAAAUGCGUCAAUGACUUUGUACUCUCCAGACGUUAAGCUUCUUCUCCUACCCUGUUAUAUUUAAUUUGUACGAACGGUUUGUCGACAUGUCUCAGUCAUUAUUUAAGAUCCGCGCAGGUCCGCGUGACGCAAAAUUCAAGUGGUCGUGUGAGAAGAAGAAAAGAAUAAGUCAAUGUAAAAAUUCAUUAAUUCUUUGAAAUUAUACAAUGUUAUCUUAGAUAUAACAAUAAUAGCAACGACAAUUAUAUAUCAAUGAAGUAAUAAUAAUAACAUUAAAAUCUAUGUAAAUUAAUCAAUUAAUAGUAGCCGUUGGAUUAUAAUUGUUGAAGGUUGAUCAUUGGAUCCACAGUGAAAUUGGUCCUUUGUUGGGUGUUGAAAAAUAACAAGAAAGAUGAUGAAAGAGAGGGAAUGUAGGUUGAAAGUGUAUUUGGGUAUCUUGCGUGAUCACACGACGGAUGCUGGACGCGAUACGAGCAUGAUGAUGAUGAUGAUGAUGAUGAUGAUGAUGAUGAUAGAGGAACAGAAGAAAAGAGAAGAACAACGUGGGAGGACAUAAAGCUUUAGUGGGAUGCCGAAAUUUCAGGUCUUCGACCUUUUCACUCUCUUUUCGUCCUCUUUAAUUUUCGUUCUCACGAGAGUCUUGGCACGAAUUGUAAUGAGAAGAAAUCUCAAUUGAAUGAACAAGUGUAAGUAUAAGUGAGAAAAAGUAGCGAAAGAGCUUGUAAAUAGAAAGAAUGCGAGUUGUAUUUAUAUAUAAUAUAUAUUAAACAAUUAUAUUAUUAUGAUUAUAAUAAUUAUUAAAAUUAUUAAUAUUAAUAUUAUUAAUUAACUAUUGUAAUAUUAUUGUAACAAUGUUAUGAACUGUUAAUAGUCGAAAAAAGUGAUCCGUUUGACUAAUGUUGACAAAAUGUCCGUAUUUGAGUGAAAGAAGGGUGAUGAAUUUAAUUCUUGUAUGACUAGGGUGUGACCUCGUCCACGCGCGGCCUCGUUGAGUUCUCUCAGUGAUAAGUCAAUCAACAACUGUCUUUUUUGUUUGCCUAUAAAACCAUUUGUCAUUAACUGACUCUCUUUUUUUACUUUUUAAAACUACAUUCUUGGCAAUUACUUUAAAUACACGAAUUAAAGAUAAAAAAGACAGUUGGUUAUUUAAAUGGAGCACAUGACUUACAUAUAUAUAUAUAGCUUUGUUAAUCAGCCAUUUAUUGCUAGUCGGGCAAUAAAUUCAUUAAAUUCAUUUUCUCGAGUCAGACUAUGAAGCCCAAAAAUUUUCAGUGAUUUUUUGCAAAUCAAAGAAAUUUUUUUUUCUUUAAAAUAUAAGAA